AUGAGAUGAGAAUCUCAAUAAAUUGCAACUUGACGCCGUAUGCUCUCUCGCGUCACAACACUCUCCUCAACCCUUUUUCAUUUCAUCUCCGAGCCUCAUUUCUCUCUCUCUAGAAAGCAGUAACAAUAAUAAUGUUGAGAUCGAUCCAAUCCUCUCUGAGACGAAGCACAACAGGUGCCUCAUCAACUCAUCUCCUACGUCGUUUCUACUCAUCGGACUCGGCUCCGGAGCGUAAGGUAGCCGUCUUGGGAGCUGCCGGCGGCAUCGGGCAGCCGCUUGCGCUGCUGAUGAAGCUGAACCCACUCGUCUCCAAGCUCUCCCUCUAUGAUAUCGCCGCAACCCCCGGCGUCGCCGCCGAUAUCAGCCACAUCAACACCAGAUCUGAGGUAAAUGGGUACAUGGGUGAGGAUCAGCUAGGUAAGGCUUUGGAGGGAUGUGAUAUUGUCAUCAUUCCGGCUGGUGUGCCAAGAAAACCUGGUAUGAAUCGCGAUGAUCUCUUUAACAUUAAUGCUGGCAUUGUCAAAUCACUGUGCACUGCGAUUGCCAAGUAUUGCCCUCAUGCACUUGUUAAUAUGAUAAGCAACCCUGUGAAUUCAACUGUACCAAUUGCUGCUGAGGUCUUUAAGAAAGCGGGGACGUAUGAUGAGAAGAAGCUGUUUGGUGUAACAAUGCUUGAUGUGGUUAGGGCCAAGACUUUCUAUGCUGAGAAGGCCAAAGUCCCAGUUGAGGGGGUUAAUGUGCCAGUUGUUGGAGGCCAUGCGGGCAUAACCAUUCUUCCAUUGUUUUCACAAGCCACACCGCAAGCCAAUAAUUUGUCUUAUGAAGAUAUUGAGGCUCUCACAAAGAGAACACAAGAUGGAGGGACAGAAGUGGUUGUAGCUAAGGCUGGAAUGGGUUCAGCUACACUCUCAAUGGCCUAUGCUGGAGCUAUUUUUGCCGAUGCUUGCUUGAAGGGUCUUAAUGGGGUUCCAGAUGUUGUAGAGUGUUCAUUUGUGCAGUCAUGCAUCACUGAACUGCCUUUCUUUGCUUCUAAGGUGAGGCUUGGGAAGAAUGGUGUGGAGGAAGUUUUGGACUUGGGCCCACUUUCAGACUAUGAAAAACAAGGAUUGGAAAGCCUCAAACCCGAGCUCAAAUCCUCUAUUGAGAAGGGAAUCAAGUUUGUCACCGAGAGUUGAUUGAAUAUUUGGUGGUGGGAUGUCGAUCCCCUUAUUGAGAACUCAUCAAUUUUUGAUCUUUGUUUGCCAUUGUUGUACCCUUUUGUGUAGUUAGUUGCUGCCAGUACGUUUCCUUCUUCCCGGAAGAGUAGGCUUAGCUUAAAAUAAAAAUCAUUUUACAAAUAAUAUCCAUUGAAAUGUGAUGGAACAAAAACAUUACAAGCCAUUUGGCUUGAGUUUUAUGUUAUUUUAUUACAAAAAUCACAUAACGACUAUCACCAUUGCUUUAA
Molecule: messenger RNA, 1444 nt
Organism: Camellia sinensis
Lineage: Eukaryota; Viridiplantae; Streptophyta; Magnoliopsida; Ericales; Theaceae
Gene: MMDH1
Product: Lactate/malate dehydrogenase family protein
Biological process (GO): tricarboxylic acid cycle; malate metabolic process
Cellular component (GO): cytoplasm; mitochondrion
Molecular function (GO): L-malate dehydrogenase (NAD+) activity
Source: RefSeq, a predicted model, not a curated record